Molecule: messenger RNA, 2381 nt
Organism: Mercenaria mercenaria
Lineage: Eukaryota; Metazoa; Mollusca; Bivalvia; Venerida; Veneridae
Exons: 2
Coding region: 196-1746 (516 amino acids)
Biological process (GO): positive regulation of DNA-templated transcription
Cellular component (GO): chromatin; nucleoplasm
Molecular function (GO): ubiquitin-protein transferase activity; zinc ion binding
Source: RefSeq, a predicted model, not a curated record
CAUUGGUCUUAUUGUCUUCUUAAAGCAUUAUUUAAAGGUUUGUAAGCAGUAUAUAAUUUAUUUCUGAAUUAUACCUAAUUUUUUGCAAGGAUAUACAUGUUAUGAAAUUUCAUAAAAGGACAUUUUUCCCGGACUAAUGGGAUUAAAUUUCAAACAAUUACCCUGUAAAGCCGAGAUAUCAAUUUUAAACCCAUAAUGGCAACAAACACAAUUCUUGUGUGUGCACCAUGCGAAUCCCGUGGUAUUUCAUUGACAGCAAUAAAGUAUUGUAAAACUUGCAGGGAACCAUUAUGUAAAGUUUGUGUAGAAUGUCAUAAAUCUUUUAAAGCAACGAAAACCCAUCUUUUGGUUCAGUCUGUGGGGCAGAAUUCAUGGAAAAUAACUUGCGAUUUAGAAAACUUUCAGAUGUGUUCACAACACCCGAAUAAGCAGACAGAGUUCUAUUGCGGUGAUCAUGGAACGUUAUUGUGCAGUUUGUGCUUGCUUAAAUCAGAGAGCCACAAGAAUUGUGCAAAAGUAAUCGAAAUAGAUACUGCUGGAAAGUCCUUUCUUACAACUCGUUUCACGGAGAUAGUCAGCGACACAUGUUUAAAAACAGCCAAUACAGCCGCGAGUGCCGUAACUGAAGUUAAAAAAGCUAAAGACUGUACAAGUAACAGCUUAAAAGGUCUGAAAAAAGAAAUUGAAAAUAUUCGUUCAAAAAUGCUUCAGGCAUUUGAUCGUCAGUCAAACAGUAUUUUACAGUCUGUUUCUGCUGAUCUUCUGGCUAAUACAUGUAAAUGUGAAAAGGCAUUACAGAAUCUAGGGAAUCUUGAAAAGGGGAUGAGAGAAAGUGAGAUUUUGUUUAAAAAUGUUAUUGAAAAUGGAUCUCCAGCCGAUGUUUUCCGAUGGGUUAAAUCGAUUUUUGGACAGUGUGAAGACUUUCAGAGUGAAAAAGAACAAACGAAACGACACUGCUUAAGACAGAAUAUUACCUGUGAAAUGUCUGACAUUGUUCACACGAUAGAACAAAAUCCGUUUCUCUUCUACAAUGUAGAGAAUGUUGCAUUAGAAAUUGCGGACAUCAGCACAGAUCAAUUAAAACAAAAUUUCAAAAGUGGCAUUGCUGUUAAACCAACGGAGAUUGUUGCGAAGAACAAAGAUAAACCAAGAUUUGGCGACAGAACGAUAGAAAGUAAAGCCAGCCAUGGAAUACUGCCAGAUGUAUCAAGAAUGGGUUACAGAACGAUAGAAAGUAAAGCCAGCCAUGGAAUACUGCCAUAUGUACCAAGAAUGGAUGACAGAAUGGUCGAAAGUAAAGCCAGCCAUGGAAUACUGCGAGAUGUACGAAGAAUGGGUGACAGAACGGUAGAAAGUAAAGCCAGCCAUGGAAUACUGCCAUAUGUACCAAGAAUGGUUGACAGAACGGUAGAAAGUAAAGCCAGCCAUGGAGCACUGCUUUCGAUGUUAUCUUAUGAUUCAGAAACUACCAGCAAUUAUUCAGAUUUAGAUGCAUCAUACUUUGAAUCAUAUUCAUCCACAGAACAUACGCCAAAUCUUGACCUUAAUGUGUCGUAUUGUGAAAAUUUUGAAGUGGAACUAUCAGACGGCCAGACUCCUUGGUUUGGUGGUAUCGUGUGCCUUCUGGACAAAAGGCUUAUCUUGUCUGAUUACAAUAAUUCACGAAUAAUAAUGGUCAGAAAUAAAAGUAUCGUGACAGAAAAUAAUAUUGACUUCAUACCUGGAAAUUCAAACUUUUUUCAAUAAAAAUUUGGUAGUUUGCCACAGGAACACAAAUAAACUGACCCUUAUGAAAAUAGAAAAGAAUGGUCUGACAGAGUACAAAUAUUUGCAAACUCGAUACAAUCCAAAAUGCGUGCAAGCCGUUGACAAAGACAGAAUACUUGUAUCGUCUCUAGAAAUGGAAAAGGCGAAUGGCACCUUGAUCUUAUGAUGCCGGAAGGGAAGAACUGGCGUGGACUCAGAAUAAAUAUUGAACUCGCUGGAAAUUACGAAGGGUAUAAGCUCGCAGUAGAGCAUGUGCCAGAUCUACACGACGGUUUUAGAAUAAUUCAGUAUUGUGAGGACUCAGCCAUCUUACAAUGUUUUCAUAAAGCUGGGGGAUCAGCUAUAUUUCAUUACGAAGUCCAAAAUACGUCAUCUGUUAUAACUGAUCACCUUGGAUACAACCUCGUAAAGUGUUAGUUACAAAAGUGAAAUAUUACGGGAGUUUAUUUCAGGAUAAUCCUGCAUAAUCAUACAUGUGCAUGUACACAUACGCAGCAUAUACACGUAAAACUAUUUACAUUAUAGGUCUGAACUGUCUAAAGAUGGACAUUGAUGUUUAUAAUUUGUAUUUAUAAGCAGCUCUCGACGAAAAACAACACAGCUGGUUUCAUGUA